Messenger RNA from Aureococcus anophagefferens, 156 nucleotides. Its product is annotated as expressed protein. Gene Ontology annotation, cellular component: mitochondrion. The annotation marks the transcript as partial. NCBI's taxonomy places the organism in Eukaryota, Pelagophyceae, Pelagomonadales, Pelagomonadaceae. The transcript has a single exon. Gene Ontology annotation, biological process: fatty acid biosynthetic process. The record is from RefSeq and is a predicted model, not a curated record. Gene Ontology annotation, molecular function: acyl binding; acyl carrier activity.
CAGGUCGAGCCGAACCUCGUCACGCCGACGGUCGCGUUCAAGGACCUCGCGCUCGACUCGCUCGACGUCGUCGAGGUCGUCAUGGCCGUCGAGGAGGAGUUCGCCAUCGAGAUCCCGGACGCCGAGGCGGACAAGAUCACGCGCGCGGCCCGCGCG